UGCUACACGUGCUGUUAGCGUUGCAGAUACUGACUAUUUUCAUCUGAUUACUGUGUUAUUACAGAGUACAUCACAGCAGCACCUCGAAACCCCAGACCUUUCCACUACAUUCCAUGACAUAGGAUGCCAGACGGAACCACCACAAAAUAUGUCCGUGGGCACACAGUCCGGAGCUCCAAAAUGAGAACAGUCGGCACACAGCUGUCCAUGGGUACACUGAGGGCUUCCAUGAGAAGCAAAGGCACCCAGGCAACGGUGCCCUGUGUUAGUGUUUACACUGAGACCACUUCAAGCUCCCGAGAAUUCACCCCAAUGUCUUCAACACCUAUAAGACCCCAACAUUACAGACCUGGCAAGAGACCUCGCCUUGAGUUGGAGGAGGAGGAAGAGGAAGAGGGAGACACAUCAACAGAGUUGCAAGCUGAGCCACAAGACUCAACAUAUAUCCCUGGUGACUCUGUUCUAACGGACGACUCUGCCAUGUCGUUUGAACCAGUGUCUACUUAUAAGGAUGAUAAGUACAUUGUUUUUGAAAGCUGCCUAAGGGAGCUUUUUCAAAGCUGUCCUGUAUGCAAGAGGCAGUGUGACGUUCAGCGACGGAAAAUGGGAACGUAUGUGUCAUUCACACAACUCUGCCCACACUGCAACUAUUCAAGACAGUGGCAGAGUCAGCCUGUUGUAGGAAGUACCCCCGUCGGCAACCUACACCUGUCAGCGGCAACGUAUUUCACCGGUGCAUCCUUCAUCCAACUGGAAAAGAUAUGCAAGGCCAUGAAUCUUCAGAUUUCCCAGUAUGACACCUUCAGGAGGCAUGCUAGGAGUUUUCUGGAGCCAGCCAUAAUCCACAAAUGGAAGAUGGAUCAGCAACAUCUUUUUCAAAAGUUACUGCAUAGAGGAAAGAUUGGAGUCAGUGGAGAUAUGCGAGCUGACUCCCCAGGGCACUCAGCAAAGUAUGGGAGCUACACGCUGAUGCACCUAGACAGUAACCGCAUUAUUGACCUUCAGCUUGUUCAGAGCAAUGAAGUAGGUGGUAAUUUCCACAUGGAGAAGGAGGGCCUUAAACGCUUCCUGGAUCUACUGGAUUCAAACGGUUUGGAGGUGGACUACAUUGUCACCGACCGUCAUCCACAGAUCCAGAAGUAUCUGAGGGAGCGCAGCAUCACCCACUUCUAUGAUGUGUGGCACUUUGAGAAAGGUUUGUCAAAGAAACUUGACAAAGUUGCGCAAAACAAGGACUGCGGGGUGCUGAAGAAGUGGCUGCGUAGCAUUAAAAACCACGUCUACUGGAGUGCAACAUCGUCAACAUCAGGGCCAGAGAAGGUAGCCAAGUGGACAUCGAUUGUCAACCACAUCCAGAACGUGCACUUGCAUGAAAACCCUCUUUUCCCUAAGUGCCAACAUCCUGAUAGAGUGUCAAGGGAUCCAAGUAAAUGGUUUAAACCAGGGUCAGUGGCGCUCUACAAAGUGGAAAAAAUCCUGGUCAAUAAGAGGGUUGUCAAAGAUGUGGAGAAGCUGAGCCACCACUACCAAACAUCAUCCCUGGAGGCUUUCCACAGUUUGAUCCUUCGCUUCACACCCAAGAAUGUGGUUUUCCCUUUCAUGGGCAUGCUUUGCAGGACCUGGCAUCGGAUCAUGAGAGACCCUCAAAGGAGGAAGUGGUUGCCCGUCAUGUGUCCCGCUUUGUUCAAGGAACAGUCGGAACCCUACAUAUUAUGCACCCGGAUCCAGAAACUGCAGGCGUAUCCGGCGUACAACGCACAACGGGAUUACCACCCUAACAGUCCUUCCCAAGAAGCCCCAGCACCAGUUGACAAAGCCAAGAGAGGCAAGAUGCCUGUAGCGCCUGUAUGGACAGGAUUGGACAAUAGUGAACAUCCCUCUUAAUUAUAGUGUAUAUCUGUAUUUUUUUCCUAUUAUGUAUA
This is a messenger RNA of Sander lucioperca (pikeperch), 1922 nucleotides long. RefSeq lists its product as uncharacterized. Lineage: Eukaryota; Metazoa; Chordata; Actinopteri; Perciformes; Percidae. Bases 124 to 1884 code for a protein of 586 amino acids. The transcript is spliced from 9 exons. The record is from RefSeq and is a predicted model, not a curated record.